AUGGCUUCCUUGCUCGAUUCCGUCACCGUUACCCGCGUGUUUUCUCUUCCCAUCACUUCCUCCAUCUCACCUACUUCAACUGUUCAGUCAGUUUCCGCACGCCGGAUUGUCCCGGAAUUCAGAGGUUUGAAAGCUUCUCGUCGGAGUUUAGUGACUCAGUCAACGAGUCUUGGUACGAAUCUCAGAUCUAGAUUCGCUCGUGGUGGUAAAAUCGUUUGCGAGGCUCAGGACACCACUGCAUCCGCCGCCGUAGAAGUACCGAACCUGUCUGAUUCAGAAUGGCAAACACAGGUUCUCGAGUCAGAUGUACCAGUAUUGGUCGAGUUUUGGGCACCAUGGUGUGGACCUUGUCGCAUGAUUCACCCAAUUGUUGACCAACUAGCCAAGGAUUUUGCAGGGAAAUUCAAAUUCUACAAAAUAAACACCGACGAGAGUCCAAACACAGCCAACCGUUACGGGAUACGAAGCGUUCCUACGGUGAUCAUAUUCAAAGACGGUGAGAAGAAAGACAGUAUCAUUGGAGCUGUUCCUAAAGAGACGUUGGAGAAAACUAUAGAAAGAUUCUUGGUCGAGUAACGAAAAACAAAAAAAAAAACAAAAUUUGACUCUAUCACUCAACCACCAUGUUUUAUGUGUUGUAUAAUUCUUCUUCGUAAGGUCUCUUUUGACUAUUUAUGUUUCUAUGCGUCAACUAUGUCUUGUUUAAAUAUUACAAAGAAUAAAUAACUCCACCGACGCAAUUAACGGAUGUGAAGCACAAACUCCAUGUGCAACCACAUGCCUUUGUUCUUC
This is a messenger RNA of Eruca vesicaria subsp. sativa (arugula), 792 nucleotides long. The record is from the annotation of a GenBank genome assembly. Lineage: Eukaryota; Viridiplantae; Streptophyta; Magnoliopsida; Brassicales; Brassicaceae.